UCUUACUUCUGCUUUAGGCACCUCAGGACCAAACUGAACCGUCAAUACAGCUGAAAAUCAUGGAUCAACAAAAUAUCUACAUGAAUGUAAAGAGACCAAGAGGUAAUCCUGGCAAAAGGAAGAAUUUGGUCAAAGGUUUCAAAAGUGUUUAUGAGAAUGAAGAUAGGAUCCAAACUCUCGAGCUGAACAGAACUGGACCUGCAGGUGCUAGAGAUACUAACAGGGCAAAGAAGAGUUCCUGCAGAGGUGCUGCUGUGUUUCUGGGUCUGCUGAGUCUUCUCCUCCUGGCUGGACUCAUAACUAUGAUUUUCCUAUACACCAAAGGCGUCUCUGAGUGGGUUCAGCUGCAGACCAGUUACAACAAUUUGUCUGCAGAGAGAGACCAGUUGCAGAAAAGAUUUGAAGCCAUAACCAAGGACAAAAAUGAUCUGCAGACAAAACUCCUCUCAGACACAGAGAAAAACUGUUGUGACAGAUGGGUGAAGCUUGGCUCCAGCUGUUACUAUGUAUCUACUGAACAGAAGACCUGGACGGAGAGCAGAAAGGAGUGCCAGAGCAAAGGAGCUGACCUGGUGAUCAUCAAUAGUGAAGAGGAGCAGAAAUUUGUCAUUAAGUUCAACAAAAGAAUCUGGAUUGGGCUGACUGAUCAAGAUGAGGAGGGCGUCUGGAAAUGGGUGGACGGGACAGCUCUGACUGCAAAGUACUGGUACGCUCCACAGCCUGAUGAUGGUGGGCAACCAGGAGUGAAAGAAGACUGUGCAGAGAUGUACGUUAAAAGUUCUGAUCCUUUAUUAAAAUGGAAUGAUAUUCCUUGUUCACAUCGUAACUACUGGGUCUGUGAGAUUUAAUCUGACAACCACAUCACUGAGAGUUAGCCUGAAGUAAGAGAACUUCUUUAAAUAUUUUGUAAAUUUAUAAGGGGUCCUGGGCCAUUACUAUGAGGCAAAAAGGGGACCAUGUAAUGUGCUUUAAAGCUGUUAACGGUUUGAUAAUAGUUUGAUUAUGAUCUGAUGCAUGUCUCAAUGAGAGUCCUACUCUAUGAAUGUGGUUAUCAUCAUUUCUACCAGUAGCUCUCUCAAGUAAUAACAGAAACAAAAUGUCACAUCUUGUCGAAAAACCUUUGUUUCUUGUUUUUUUUUUUAGAUGCAAAAAUUGUUUCAAUUAACCUCUGUCUAGCUGUAUUUUUUUCCGUCUUUAUUUGAUGCAUUUGUGGCUAUAAUAAGCACAAAGAAAAAGGGAUGUUUGUCCAGGUUUCAGUGUAAAGAUUGUGGUUCACACAGACAGAGGUGUAGAACAUCAUGGCUGCAAAAAUUGGCCCCACCGUUUCUCAAAAACAAUCCAUCGUAGAGAAUUACUUAAUAUUUCAGUCUAACACUAUUUCUAUGAUGAUCUAAACCCUAAUUAAUUAAGACCCAAAUGGUGGUGGUUAUGCCAUAAAGGAUAUUGGAAUGUUUGUAUAAUGUUUUCAUUUUCCCAUGAUGAAUAAAAAGUUUAACAACCUCAAAAUACACAGAAAGUUGCAAUAGAUCACAGGCAUUUUCUGUCAUCUCAGACUCAUAAUUGACUGGAAUUAUAAAUCUUUUUGCAAAUUAAGGUGACCAUAUUGCAUCAAUAAAACUAUCCAUCUACUUGCACCCUGAUGACAUGAUGUACUGUAUAUAUAUUUAUACCUUUACUCUUACAUUUUCAGUAUUUUUAGUUUACGUAUAUCCAGGGGCUGAAAUCCCAGGGGGGACAGGGGGGACAUGACCUCACCUGCAGUAAAGCUGUACCCCCCUAGAAUAAUUUGAGACACAAUUAAUAAUUUUUGAACAAUGCAGUAGUAUUUAUUAAAAGGACAAUGUAAGUGGUGCUCAUUAUAAUCGCGCAAUAAUAUGUUAUUUAAAUCUUAAAAGAUUUAGUCCCCCCCAAGUGGUAUAUCCCACACUCUUUCCAACAGGCAGGGCUAGGCUGGACCUGCUGCCCACAUCGCACAUCACAGGGUAAGAUGUACACUCACACAGACACAGUUUAACUUACACAAGUUACAACACAUCCCAUUUACUGUUACAACAAGCCCCAGGCCCAGGCUGAUAAUAUAAACUGUCUGCAACAUUUCUCCUGCAUUGUUCAAAAGCCUACUCAAUUACGAGUGCUGCUAAGCUAAAAGCUAAUGAUUAAGCUCAGAGUUUAGUGAUAGUCAGAGAGGACAGGAGAGAAAGAAGACUAUUACGCACGGUUGUGAGGUGCGCAGCGGCAGAUCUCACAGCACACUGUUUAUAAACCAGUUUACCAGUUUAAUUGCAGGAAAUGUUUAGUUGUUAGGCCAUUUCUCUUAAGUAUAGACAUUCACUGUAUAUCCACUUUUCUACAUGUGGCUGCUGCUGGCUUGAGUCUUGACUCUCUCGUUACCAAUAACUUGCAAUGCUGAGAUAAAUGUUUAAAGUCCAAAAAAAGUAAUUUAUUACGAAGAGGUCAAUAAAACAGGUUUCAAAAUUCAAAAUACCUUGCAAACAAACAAAAUAUUCAGUAUUAUACAUUGUCUUUGGUUACUUUUCUUUCAAACAUUUUUUAAAGUUAUGAUCUCACUGCCGGUAAAAAAACGAAAACAAAAAACAGAAACGGUUUGCCAGCCAGUGACGAAGGAUCCAUUUCACACACCUGAGCCAGAGAAUCAAGCAUUUGUUGCUCAUAUGUAUUUAUUAUGAAUACAUUUUUCAUUUCUUCACCAAACGCUGUGAUAAUCUGAGAUGUUAGAAUUGUCAGAAGCUUCUUAAUGCAAUCUCACAGUAAUAAAUCGCAUGUUGAUACAAUUUCUGUUGAUAUGUCAUUGUUGUUUGAUUCAUUGACAACAGUCUGAUAGGUAACAUAUCAGACUUUUUCAAGGACAGAUAAUAAAGUCCCUGCACUCGUCAACUUCACCAGCAGUGCACAUUUUGUCACCGCAUCACAUUAGUUCUUGCCACUCCUACACUAGUGUCAUCCUGUCUCACAUAGAAAGAGCAAUGGAACUCAUCCUUCCAGAUAUUUUCAGCUUGCUGCUGUGAUGUAGCUGAUGGAUGUGGCUGAGUCUUCUCCUUUGCCAUGUAAAAUUUCUCACAGGUGAUGUCUCCAGAGGCAAACGUAUUCAGACUCACAUGCUGUCAAAUGGACUGCCAGCCUUCUGGCCUUCAGAAACAAAUUACUCUUUUAGUUUCUCACUUAGUGCCUGGGAGGGAAACACGGCAAAUUUGGGCAUUUGUUAUAAAAGCCUAGACCUGGUGACUUGGCAGCACUUGUUGUGUCUGAUAACCUGAAAUUGUGCUAUUCUGCUCUUAUUCUGACCUUUCCUACAGCAUUGGUAAUCUGUAGCCUUAAAAACAAGAACAAGUUGGAAAAAGUGGUCAAGUCAUGCUGUAAGAUCACUGGUGUUACUUUGAAUAACCUCCAGCAUAUGAAGAGAGGGUCAUCUCUAAAGCUUGGUCUAUUGUCUCAGACUCUCAACAUCCCCUCCAAGUUAAGUUUCAGAUGCUUCCAUCAGUACGGAGGUUUUGAUAACAAUACCAAUACAAAACAAGUUUUUACCUCACCUGUUCCGCCUCCUAAGUCUGUGAUCCCGUGUUACAACACACAAAAACAAAUCAGAAGAAGAAGUAGAGUUGACAGAAAAGUAACUUUGCAAUGGGAACACAAAUGAUUUACACACUGUAUUAUUUUGUAUUUUUUGUCUUGUGUUCACUUCAAUAACAAGCAUGUUAUAGAUUAUAUGCAGUGCACAUAAUGAGACAAUAGAUCUUCACAGAUUAAUGGGGACUGGAGCACAUUACAUUAUUCUUGCAGUCUGAGCUGUUUAUUCUUUCUCUAUUAAUCAAUAAAAAAUGAAGGUUCAACAAGACAAUCAUCUACCAAACACCAAUUCAGUAGUGUAGUGGAGAGUUUGCGUAGGAAAAUGGGGUAUUCCCACCUCUUUUUCAGGCUUACAGGCCUAUAAAGGAAGCUCCUAUCAGCCACAAGCCAUCAGAAUAUACAAAAGAGUAUACCCACUUUGUUCUUGUGGCAGCAGAAGUAAAUAAAUAAAGAGUGAAAUGAUCAAGUUGUCUUUUGUGUAAUUUA
Epinephelus fuscoguttatus (brown-marbled grouper) is the source of this 4071-nucleotide messenger RNA. Its product is annotated as C-type lectin domain family 4 member E-like. Lineage: Eukaryota; Metazoa; Chordata; Actinopteri; Perciformes; Serranidae. The coding region runs from base 60 to 848 and encodes 262 amino acids. The transcript is spliced from 6 exons. The record is from RefSeq and is a predicted model, not a curated record.